AUCUAAAACUCUAAUAAUUCCGAACGCCAUAGGCAGAUCAUGUAGUAUUGCUAGCUCUACAUAAUUCUUUUUGUAAAUAAUGAAUUUUGCUUCAUUUCAUUUCUCAAAUGCACUUAUUGCUUUCAUCUGCAGUAUUAACUUUAUGUUUCUGUGCUCGUACUGUGCAACUCUCAGCAAAUUAGCUACAGACUUCAGGUUAGGAGAAACUACCUGUGGUUCGGACAAAGACUGCUCAUCAAAUGCCUACUGCAUGGACAACAGACGGUGUAAGUGUAAGGACAAUUUCGUUCAAGACUCUUCCACCAUAUCAUGUUUUCCAAAGUCAAAGAAACUUAACGAUUCAUGCAACAUUGACAUCCAGUGCACUUCCACCUUCGGUACCCAUGCUCACUGUUUCAUGAACACUUCCAGUGGAGCAGGGCAGUGCAGAUGUCUCACCAACUCACACUUCCAAGAUGGCCUGUGCUAUGAAUCAGUACGUCUAGGAGGAACGUGUAAAGUGUCAGAUAAUUGUAUAUCAACCUCGAAUGUACCAACAUACUGUGCAUACAGUGUGUGUAUAUGUACGGCCAACUACCACCCUAGCAGCGAUCGGCUAGACUGUCUACCUGACGUUGCGCUUGGAAAAGGAUGCAGGAAGGACGAGGAUUGCAUUGCUGACCAUUCCUACUGCUCCAAUGUUUGCACCUGUGAGACAGGCUAUGUGUCUAGCUUAGAUGGCACUACUUGUCUACCAGUGGCUAAGAGCCUGAGAGCGCAGUGUGUGGAGGAUUCCCAGUGCCACAAGUACCUGCAGAACACGUACUGUGAUACCCAGGACAACAUCUGCAAGUGCAUCCCUUUCUCUCACGAACUGGACAAGAGCUGCUGGAUAUCAGCGAGACUGGGGGAGGCCUGCACACACCCCUUCCAGUGUGUCACUCCUUCUCUCAACAGAUCUGUCGUGACCUGCAGUAAGGGAGUCUGUGCUUGUGCCGACGGUUACUCUAGAGUUGAUGCUGAAUGCUCUAAACUCAAAGAUGUACCAGCGGAGAGUAGCCCUCUAGAGAAGUGCCUGUUCCUCACAAUCGCUGCCGUCUUGCUCAGUUUACCGUCCGACUGAACAAAAUAGAUUAGGUUAUUUAUUACAA
Homalodisca vitripennis (glassy-winged sharpshooter) is the source of this 1130-nucleotide messenger RNA. Its product is annotated as prion-like-(Q/N-rich) domain-bearing protein 25. The transcript has 8 exons. Lineage: Eukaryota; Metazoa; Arthropoda; Insecta; Hemiptera; Cicadellidae. Bases 80 to 1102 code for a protein of 340 amino acids. The record is from RefSeq and is a predicted model, not a curated record.